This is a messenger RNA of Metarhizium acridum CQMa 102, 1215 nucleotides long. RefSeq lists its product as uncharacterized. Gene Ontology annotation, molecular function: phosphatidylinositol-4,5-bisphosphate binding; actin filament binding. Gene Ontology annotation, biological process: actin filament severing; barbed-end actin filament capping. NCBI's taxonomy places the organism in Eukaryota, Fungi, Ascomycota, Sordariomycetes, Hypocreales, Clavicipitaceae. The record is from RefSeq and is a predicted model, not a curated record.
AUGCCUCCCAACCAAGGCCUAGUCCACCCCAAAGAAUACGACAUCAAGGACAGCAACGUCGAGCUCAUAGGGUCCGACAUGGACCACCGCGUCAAAUACAACUCGGCCGCCACGGAGCCAGCCUGGAAUGACGGCGCGGUAGGCACCAAGCCCGGCCUGCGCGUCUGGCGCAUCGAGCAGUUCCAGGUCGUGCCCUGGCCCGAGGACCAGUACGGCCGGUUCUACGACGGCGACAGCUUCAUCGUGCUGCACUCGUACAAGGCCGGCAAGGGCUCGGACAAGCUGGGCCACGACAUCUUCUUCUGGCUGGGCAACCACACGACGCACGACGAGGCCGGCACCGCCGCCUACAAGACGGUCGAGCUGGACGAGUUCCUGCACGGCGCCGCCACGCAGCAUCGCGAGGUCCAGAGCGCGCCGUCGGACGAGUUCCUGUCGCUGUUCCCGCGCCUCUCCAUCCGGUCGGGCGGCGCGCGCACCGGGUUUCGCCACGUCGAGCAGCCCGGGACCCCCCGGGAGCCCGUACGCACGCUGCUGCGCGUCUUCACGAACCCGUCUUCCUCCGUCGGCGGCAACGGCGUCGUGGUGCACGAGGUCGAGCCCGCCGUCGGCAGCCUGGACGACGGCGACGUCUUCGUCCUCGACGUCGGCGACAAGAUCUGGGUCUGGCAGGGCAGGCACUGCAGCCCCAUGGAGAAGGCCAGGGCCGCCCAGGUCGUGCACGACAUGACGCUCGCCAAGCACAUCGACGUCGAGGUCGUGGCCCAGAACGAGUCGCGAUCCCGCCGCGUCACAGACCUUCUCGGCGGCCGAGACGACGCGCCCCAAGGCGGCUUCAGGCAGCGCCGCCCGAUGACCGCGGCCGCGUCGAGACACGCGGCCGAAGCCGACGACGGCUCGAGAAAGUUGUUCCGUCUGAGCGAUGCCAGCGGCCAGCUGACCUUUGCGCUGGUCAAGGACGGCGGCCGCAUUUCACAAGGGGACCUCGACGGCGACGACGUAUACCUGCUCGACGACGGCGGCAAGGGCGUCUGGGUGUGGGAGGGCGCCGGUGCGAGCCGUCAAGAAAAGGCCAAGUGGCUGUCUGUUGCACAGGCGUACAUUCUCCAUCUCCAGCGUGGCAAUCCCGAUGCCGAGCAUCACCUGGUGCCUCUGGCAAAGGUGAAUCAGGGGAAUGAGAGCAGAGCUUUCCUAAGGGCCAUGGCGGCGUGUUAG